CGCUCGUGUGUGUGCAUCGCUGUUUUGCUCAAAUUAUUUUGCACAUUUCCACCGGUAGCUGCGGAAUCACUCUUCGGAUUAGAAGCCCCAGUUGAGAGUUGUUUUGACCGGCAAGCGGAAGUGUGUGCGGUGCCGUCUUCAAGCAUGAAUCUUUAUCACAUGGAACUGUCGCCUCCGUGCCAGUCGGUGCGGCUUCUGGCCAAAACGUUGAAUGUGCCGCUCAACCUGAUCCAGCUGGACCUGUUUAAGGACGAGCACCUGACGCCGGAAUUCUUGAAGAUUAAUCCCCAGCACAUGGUUCCGACUCUGGUGGACGGCGACUUUACGCUGUGGGAGUCCCGCGCCAUCAUGACCUAUCUGUACGAGAAGUAUGCCGCGGAUGACGCGCUUUACCCGCGGGAUCCGCAAAAGAGAGCCCUUAUCAACCAGCGGCUCUACUUCGACAUGGGAACGCUGUACGAGCGUUUCGGGCUGCACUACUACCCGCAAGCCUUCGAGGAAAAACCCGUCCCGGAGGGAACCUCGAAGCAGUUCGAGGAAGCGCUCCAGUUUCUGGACACGUUCCUCGGCCAGGCGACAUACGUUGCCGGCGAGGCGCUUUCGAUUGCAGAUUAUGCCAUUCUGACCUCGAUCACGACCUUCAAGGUGGCCGCCGGAGUUGAUUUGGCCAAGUACGGCAACAUUGAGCGCUGGUACGGGCUCGUGUCCAAGAGCGUGCCCGGUCACGAGGAAAUCUGCGUCCAGGGAUCCAAGGUGUUUGCGCCGUACUUUGUUGAUGUUAAGCACUAAAUGGCUUGAAAAUAAAUUGAAGCAUUUCACAAGGUUUUGAUUCA
This is a messenger RNA of Culex pipiens pallens (northern house mosquito), 833 nucleotides long. Its product is annotated as glutathione S-transferase 4-like. Gene Ontology annotation, biological process: glutathione metabolic process. Gene Ontology annotation, molecular function: glutathione transferase activity. The record is from RefSeq and is a predicted model, not a curated record. Bases 145 to 789 code for a protein of 214 amino acids. Lineage: Eukaryota; Metazoa; Arthropoda; Insecta; Diptera; Culicidae. The transcript has 2 exons.